Molecule: messenger RNA, 1407 nt
Organism: Rosa chinensis
Lineage: Eukaryota; Viridiplantae; Streptophyta; Magnoliopsida; Rosales; Rosaceae
Product: SUMO-activating enzyme subunit 1A
Exons: 11
Coding region: 165-1133 (322 amino acids)
Biological process (GO): protein sumoylation
Cellular component (GO): cytoplasm; SUMO activating enzyme complex
Molecular function (GO): SUMO activating enzyme activity
Source: RefSeq, a predicted model, not a curated record
UGUUAAACAAAGCCCAAAAGCAGGUUUUGGUCAAAUACUGAACCAAAGUUUCAGAAUUUUAGCCUCGAAAAUCAAAAUUCCUCAAUUCCAAUUGUGGAGAAGUAGUGCUAAAACCCUCGUCUCCGUCGUUCAAUUUCUCAGCUUUCAGGAGGUUGCGGUUGAAAAUGGACGGUGAGGAGUUGACUGAGCAGGAGACCGCUCUUUACGAUCGCCAAAUUAGGGUUUGGGGCGCUGAUGCUCAGAGAAGACUGAGCAAAGCUCAUAUACUAGUCUGUGGAAUUAAUGGGACUACUGCCGAGUUUUGCAAGAACAUUGUACUAGCAGGAGUUGGUAGUUUGACACUGGUGGAUGAUCGGGUAGCGACCGAAGAAGCCCUUUCUGCUAACUUUUUGAUACCUUCUGAUGAAAGUGUGUAUGGAGGGAAAACUCUAACCGAGCUUUGUCGCGAUUCUCUGAAAGAUUUCAAUCCGAUGGUUCGUGUUUCUGUGGAGAAAGGUGACUUGUCAAACUUUGGCGGUGAGUUCUAUAGCAAGUUUGAUGUUGUGGUUAUCAGUUGUUGCUCUCUCUCUACAAAAAAGCUGAUCAAUGAAAAAUGCCGAAAGUUAUCCAAGCGGGUAGCAUUUUACACAGUUGAUUGUAGAGACUCUUGUGGUGAAAUUUUUGUUGAUCUGCAACUCCAUAAAUAUUCGAAGCAAAAACUGGAGGAAACAAUUGAAUGUCAACACAAUUAUCCAAGUUUUGAGGAAUCAAUUUCAGUACCUUGGAAAGCACUUCCCAGGAAAAUGUCAAAGUUGUACUUUGCUAUGCGAGUGAUAGAAAGGUUUGAAGAUGCUGAGCAACGUAAACCUGGAGAAGUAUCAAUUGCAGAUCUUCCCGGUGUUCUGAAAUUGAAGAAUGAGUUCUGUGAAGCACAGUCGUUGAAGGAAUCUCAUAUUCCUGAUGCCCUCCUAGAAAGAUUGGUGACAGAUCCAAGAGAAUUUCCUCCAGUUUGUCCCAUCAUUGGGGGAAUUCUUGGGCAGGAGGUUAUCAAAGCAAUAUCAGGCAAAGGAGAGCCUCUCAAGAAUUUCUUCUUCUUUGAUGCUAUGGAUGGAAAGGGCAUAAUAGAGGACCUAUCAAACAACACUGGAAGCUGAGCAGCCUUGUCGAGAGUGAAGCUGUGAUUGUUCAAGGGUUGAAAGUAGGACAGUCCUAACUGCCAUCUAGUGUUGGUAAUAGAUUUUUCAGGAGGCUUGACCCCUUUUCAGGUAGCUUAUAAAAAUCCUACCUUUCUGGUUUGGAUUCUGAUUAUUCAUCUGUUGCUUGACCGUAUUUGCUAGUGAACCUUAUGCAAUGAAAUUUAAUGAUUGGCGAUGUAUGGUCACAGUUGUAGUUAUGCGUCUGAGUGCAUUGUUCAUCGGGUUAUCCAAA